GCAUCGAAGCUCGAAACGAACAAUGGAAUGAUAGCAUGCUGUUGAACAUGGCUUGGGCUGAUCUCAUGAUAAGCUAUUCUACCAAUAGCUUCGUGGCUGACGUCGACCUCAAGUGUCCAACCGCACUAGAAGCAAGGAUGUUCGAGGAUUCCGAAGAAGCAGGACCUACAGGCAAACAGCAGUGGGGUUUGGAUGCUGGCCAACAUCACAGGCGAUGGAAUGUGUGUCUCGGUCCCUCGGACUUCCUGAUGAAUGGGUUUCUGGAAAAGAUUAUAACGAGAGUGAACUUGAAUGACAACUCUGAUGCUACAUCUUUGGAGUCUGCAGACGAGCUAUCCGAAGCUGUAGUUCCUUCUCUGCCGGCCGAAGAGUGUCCGCCCGUUAAACGUUGA
This is a messenger RNA of Suillus fuscotomentosus, 392 nucleotides long. RefSeq lists its product as uncharacterized. Bases 36 to 392 code for a protein of 118 amino acids. The transcript is spliced from 2 exons. The record is from RefSeq and is a predicted model, not a curated record. NCBI's taxonomy places the organism in Eukaryota, Fungi, Basidiomycota, Agaricomycetes, Boletales, Suillaceae.